Messenger RNA from Elephantulus edwardii (Cape elephant shrew), 912 nucleotides. It is a transcript of the gene MTCH2, whose product is annotated as mitochondrial carrier 2. The record is from RefSeq and is a predicted model, not a curated record. Gene Ontology annotation, cellular component: mitochondrion; membrane. The transcript is spliced from 13 exons. NCBI's taxonomy places the organism in Eukaryota, Metazoa, Chordata, Mammalia, Macroscelidea, Macroscelididae. Gene Ontology annotation, biological process: positive regulation of apoptotic process. Bases 1 to 912 code for a protein of 303 amino acids.
AUGGCGGACGCGGCCAGUCAGGUGCUCCUGGGCUCCGGUCUCACCAUCCUGUCCCAGCCGCUCAUGUACGUGAAGGUGCUCAUCCAGGUGGGAUAUGAGCCUCUUCCUCCAACAAUAGGACGAAAUAUUUUUGGACGGCAAGUAUGUCAGCUUCCUGGUCUCUUUUGUUAUGCGCAGCACAUUGCAAGGAUUGAUGGGAAGCGGGGCUUGUUCACUGGUCUAACCCCUCGGCUGUGUUCAGGAGUCCUUGGAACAGUGGUCCACGGUAAAGUUUUACAGCACUACCAGGACUGUGGGAAGACAGAGGAGUUAGGACCUGGAAGUAUUCAGAAAGACAGCCCAUGUUCCUUUGACCGAGUUAUCAAGGAGACAACACGAGAGAUGAUGGCCCGUUCUGCUGCUACCCUCAUCACACACCCCUUCCACGUGAUCACUCUGAGAUCAAUGGUACAGUUCAUUGGCAGAGAAUCCAAAUAUUGUGGACUUUAUGACUCCAUAGUAACCAUCUACCGUGAAGAGGGCAUCCUAGGAUUCUUUGCGGGUCUUAUUCCUCGCCUCCUAGGUGACAUCAUUUCUUUGUGGCUCUGUAACUCACUGGCCUACCUCGUCAAUACCUAUGCACUGGACAGUGGGGUUUCUACCAUGAGUGAAAUGAAGAGUUAUUCUCAAGCUGUCACAGGAUUUUUUGCCAGUAUGCUGACCUACCCUUUCGUGCUUGUCUCUAAUCUUAUGGCUGUCAACAACUGUGGGCUUGCUGGCGGCUCCCCUCCUUAUGCUCCAGUAUAUACUUCUUGGAUAGAUUGUUGGUCCAUCCUACAGAAAGAGGGAAAUAUGAGCCGAGGAAAUAGCUUGUUUUUCCGGAAGGUCCCCUUUGGGAAGACUUACUGUUGUGACCUGAGAAUGUUAAUUUGA